This is a messenger RNA of Pistacia vera, 498 nucleotides long. Its product is annotated as MAGE-like protein 2. The record is from RefSeq and is a predicted model, not a curated record. The transcript has a single exon. Bases 1 to 498 code for a protein of 165 amino acids. NCBI's taxonomy places the organism in Eukaryota, Viridiplantae, Streptophyta, Magnoliopsida, Sapindales, Anacardiaceae.
AUGGCUCUUAUAUUCAUCCAUGCAAAUGCUUUCUCCAUAACCCUUCUUUUCUUCGUCUUUUUGACUAAUCUUGACCCUACACUCGCCACUCAAGCUUGUACUUACCCUUGUCAACCACCACCACCACCAACACCCAACACAAACUGCCCUCCUCCACCUUCGCCACCACUUGCACCACCGCCGCCACAACUACAGCCACCAGUGAUACCACAGCCACCAUGGUUGCCACUACCCCCACCGCCUCCUGGGAACGUCAUUUGGGCUGCGCCACCACCUCCUAAUCCAAUAUUGCCUUACUUUCCAUGGUAUUACAUGUACCCUCCUCCGCCCGAAUUUUCCAUGGCAAUGUCACUUCAGCGAUCGCUCCUUAUGGUUCCAUGCAUCAUUUUCGUGGGUUUAUAUAUUAUGAAAAAUGUCUUCUUGAACACGUUAUCUCCCAAAGCCAGAAAUCAGGGACUUUUGGCCUGUUCGCAUGUCUUGUAUUUCUGUGGUGGUUAA